Molecule: messenger RNA, 801 nt
Organism: Colletotrichum graminicola M1.001
Lineage: Eukaryota; Fungi; Ascomycota; Sordariomycetes; Glomerellales; Glomerellaceae
Exons: 2
Coding region: 1-801 (266 amino acids)
Cellular component (GO): nucleus
Source: RefSeq, a predicted model, not a curated record
AUGACGCGUUUCGUGUCGGCGGGUGCCAUCGACGUCAAGACGGGCGAGGCCGUCGUCGCCGAGGAGACCAAGAACGGAGACGGCACCACCGCCGCCGCCGCCGCCACCACCGCCAUCGAGGCGAAGAAGAAGGCAGAGUGGGAGAUUGUGCAGAGGGAGCUCGAGGCCGAGAGGAAGCGGAGGGAGGAGGCGCGGGUCAAGAGCGUCGAGGGCGGGGAGAAAAGCCUGUACGACGUGUUGCAGGCGAACAAGGCCGCCAAGCAGGCCGCGUUCGAGGAGGCCAACAAGAUCAAGAACCAGUUCCGCGCUCUCGACGACGACGAGAUCGAGUUCCUGGACGAGGUGCGUGAGGCGAAGCGCGCCGAGGAGGAGCGGGUGCGGCGGGAGACGGAGGAAGGGCUCGCGGCGUUCCGGAGGGCACAGGGCCAGGGCCAGAAGAGGCCCGGCGAUGGCGGCGACGACGACGACGAUGCGUCCGAAGGAGGAGGGGGAGCAGACGGGGGAGCCGCCGCGGCGGCGGGCGUUUCUGGGGCCCGGGACGACGGCGCGGGCAAAGCGGAAGAGGAGUGGGCCGUCGGGCCGAGGAAGCGGAGGAAGAGGGAGAAGGGGGGGUUCGGGGUGAGGAGGGAUGCGGCGGCGGAGAGGAAGACGUCGGUCGGCGAGAAGGCUACUGCGGCGACUGCCAUAGGCGGUGGUGAGAAGAAGGAGGACGCCGCCGAGGGAAGCCCGCGCGCGCCGCCGCCGGCUAACGGGAAGAAGCUGGGCCUCGUGGCGUACGGCUCGGACUCGGACGACGAUUGA